Cheilinus undulatus (humphead wrasse) is the source of this 1177-nucleotide messenger RNA. RefSeq names its product G protein signaling modulator 1a (gene gpsm1a). Gene Ontology annotation, molecular function: protein binding; GTPase regulator activity. Bases 151 to 939 code for a protein of 262 amino acids. The transcript is spliced from 4 exons. NCBI's taxonomy places the organism in Eukaryota, Metazoa, Chordata, Actinopteri, Labriformes, Labridae. The record is from RefSeq and is a predicted model, not a curated record.
AAGCAGACGAAGGAAGGACUGAAACGGAGGAAAAAGGAGAGCGGUCAGCAGAAAGAAGAAGUGGAAGAAAACUUUCUGAUGUUGAGGAUUAGCUCCACUCACUGAUGAGAACAAGGAUAAUAUCUCCACCAGUACUUCCACAGCUUCAUUAUGGCUGACAAAAAACUCCCUGGUGUACCUUCUCCCUCCUUGCCUUCACCCUCUCAUCAGAAUGGGAGAAUCGGGGGGACAGGAUCCAAAAGCUCUCCACAGCCCCACCAUAAUGGCAGCCUGGAGGCUAGACCAGGAUACCACAGUCCUAGCAACAGCCGGGUAGCUGCACAGCAUCAGUCUACACCCAGCAGCAGAACCUCAGCUUCUAGCUCACCCCUCAGAACCCUAGUAGGUCUUAUGACUCCUGUGUCCAGUUCUGGUCCUGAAAGCAGCUCAACUAGACCACGGGGUCAGAGCCUUGCCUCUGCUUUGAGUUCCAGAGCCAGAACCGCAACAUCCAGGAGCAAGCGUAGGAGCAGCCAACAGGAGGAGCCUGAGGCCUUGUUGGACCUGAUUUUGGAGUGCCAAGGUCAGAGACUCGAUGACCAGAGAGCAAGUGUUAGCUUACUACCUGAUCCUGGAGCAGCUGGUCUAUGUGGAGCUUGCAGCCCUGACCAGCCAACCCUCCCCAGUCUGGACUUCUACUACAUGCUCAUACAUUACCAGUCCGACAGGAUGGAGGACCAGAGGUGCUCCCUUCCUGAUCUUGAAGAUGUGGUUGGUACACUUCCUGAGGGCCAGGAUGAUUUCUUCAGUUUAAUACAGAGAGUUCAGUCCAGGAGAAUGGACGAGCAGAGAGCCUCACUGUUGGUGACGCACGCUGAGGACGACACGCACAUCAACCCUGCUAGCUCUUCUCCCCGUAACCAUCAUCAGCAUCAUCAUCAUCGCCAGGACCCUCAAUGAUGAAGAUCAGAGUCUUAAAGUGUUCUUUAGAGACCCACACAGACAAAUGUUGACUGAUACCAGGUCGGGCACCAUUCCCAAGUUUCAGACAUUGGAAAAGUGUUUGGAUCUUGUUUUUGGAUGGACAUUUUGAAUGUUUAAAUCUGUUAUUAUGAACUCAUACACCAGAGACUGGCCUCAGUCAAUGUGGAAACCAUUAUUACACUUCUAAGUUCAAACUGCAAAAAAUAAUAUGGAA